CGGUGAUCGUCAUCGACGUCGGCGACCAUGAGAGGGGGGGUGUUGGUUCACGCAUGUUCCUCUGGGGCUUGCUUAUGAUUGUGUCCGUGUUUGUUUUGUUCGCCGUCGUUGUUGUCCUCUGUUUGGGCGUUGUAGUGGUCGCUCUCCUCGCCACGCGUCGGUAGCGGUGUUGUUCAGUUGCAGAACUGGGUAUCUAGGGAGACGUGCGAAAGCAAUGGAACGACGUAGUUUCACUGAUGAUCUGUACAACGAUUUGGGGGGGUCUUGUUUGUCCGCUGACACAGGGGGUGACGCGAUUUUUUGCGCACAACCACGCAUGGAGUCAGUGCAAUCGGUGCCUUCAUGGUCUUACGUGCCGCAGCCCGGUGUCCGUAGAGGUUCGUUCAACGGUUAUGGUCGGGAGAGAUCUGCUCCGCAAGGCGGUAACAGCAUGGCGCACGCGCCAUUACAUUCGCGAGGUUUCCGGGAAGGGUCAGCAAUGGCUUGUGCCAACAUUUGGGGUUCCCCUCCGGAUCUUCCAUGGCAGUUGUCCCAGCCUCGGGCGGGGAUGAUGCCGCACAUCUCGCCAGUUCCUGUGGGCCGAACGACAGGAGGGGGCUGUUCCAACCACCCAACUCCGCAUGAUCAGCUGUCAGCGGAACUGUCUGCGAUGGGGGGGGGGAGAGUGCUUCAAGGUGCGUCACCCACAAUCGGUAUGUUGUCGAUCGUUGGAGCUGCACAAGCGCCGAGAAACUCGGAAGUCCACCAGAGGAGAAUGCCGAUUGACGUGCAGGCGAGGGGGGUGGACAGCAGUUCACCUGACCUUUUUUGCGCAACGGACAGCAGGGGAUAUCGACAGUGGCACGAAGAAGGCAGGAGCGACGCCAGAACCGGGUUUUCGGGGAACACGGCCGGCGAGACAGGGGAGGCCGUUGUCGAGGGUACGACGAUGGGAAACCGUGGGGAGAGCGCGGAGAAGGAUGACGAUGAUGGAACGAUAUCCGCGGCGCCGGACAAGAUUGAUGAAGGAGUCGGUGAUCGGACCAAACCGCCUCCUGCGGGUGGACGGAAAAGGAAGGGGGGCAGCUCACCACGACAGCCGAAGAAGAACAACCCCUGGUCUUUGGAAGAAAGAUUGGACCUCGCGAAGUUCGCCAGCGAGGACGACGCCCUAAUGGCCGACGCCGAAGGUGCUCAGGCGUGCAUGACGAGGUCGAAAAGAUGGGAGUGGGUUGCAGGAAGGCUUGGAGACAUCGGUUACUCUAGGACGGCGGAAGACUGCAGGAAGAAAUGGGCGGAGCUGGUGAAGAAGUCAGUGACGUGUGACGACACACUGGCUUCGGAAGAUUUGAGAGGGGGCGGAUCACCGAGCGGUGGAGAGGCGGGUUCGGAGGGUGGUGGGACAGAUGCUUCAGACACCGCCACCAAGACACGACGUACGUCAAGCAGGAAAGCCCGGGGGGGUGAUUCUCCAGCGUUGAUGUACGGCAUGACAUCGGUGAUGGAGGAGUCAACGAGGGCGUUGUGUGAGGGUUUGGACAAGGCUGCCAGCACAUUGGCUCGUGCGUCGACGGAUGGAUCCAGGAUGGUUGUCACGGAGAUCGGGGCUGUCGUCGGCGCGAUGCGGCAGGGCAAUGCUGUUUUGGAAAUGCUUGUCGGGGUUAUGGCGGCGAGAGGUGCAGGGAGUGGUCGGGGAUGGCAGCCGCGACACGGACCCCUCCACAAGGAGAUCGACCAGAAGUCGUACCACUACUACUCUGUGGACGUCAACGGCAAGGCGACGGUGGACCUUGAUGCCGCAAUCGGUUACCACAAGCGACAGUUGUCGCACGUGUUGGUGUGGGUGAAGAAGGUGGGGAGCUUCAUCCCGGAUGAUUGGGAGUCGCUGACUGUGGACAUUGUUGGCGAUAUUGUCCUGAAGCUCGUGGACAACCUUGCAGAGGACCACGACUGGCGGUUGGACAACGGUGCUUUUUUUUACACAUACCUCGAUCCGCUGCUUGUUGGUCGUGGGUACCUCCAUGGAGAGAUCCGGAUGUAGGAGAAGUUCCUUGGGGAUGGGAUGGGUGGCCGGAUGAUGGCUUUACGACUCGGCUAUGGGCCUUU
This is a messenger RNA of Chara braunii, 2085 nucleotides long. The record is from the annotation of a GenBank genome assembly. Lineage: Eukaryota; Viridiplantae; Streptophyta; Charophyceae; Charales; Characeae.